Anisakis simplex (herring worm) is the source of this 1326-nucleotide messenger RNA. Lineage: Eukaryota; Metazoa; Nematoda; Chromadorea; Rhabditida; Anisakidae. The record is from the annotation of a GenBank genome assembly.
AUGUUGCAAACAGGGACAGAAACUGACUUGUCGAAUCAACAAAAGCAGUGCUGCUCAUUGCCCAAGCAACAAUCAAAUGAGCCGUCCAAGAACGAUGCAAACACUCUGCAACGUUCAAUACCGAACGAAUUUCAGCGUCGCGCUCCAGUAGUUGUAAGUAGGAGCAGUAGCGAUUCACGGAAUGUCAAAAAAAGAUCGUCAUCCAGUCAUGCAAAUAAUAAUCGACAGAAAACAUCUUCAGUCAGUGGCAGACAUGUAUGUGUUAAUGGUCAUCCGUAUUUGUUGAUCGAUUUGUUGGGCAAAGGUGGUUCGAGUAAGGUGUAUCAAGUGUUGGAUGAAACGCAAAAAAAGUGUCGUGCAGUAAAGUGUGUUGACUUAGCCGACGCAGACACCGCCACAAAAGAGGCAUAUUUGAAUGAAAUUCAACUGUUGAUCGAUCUGAAAGAUUCGGGUUGUGUCGUGCAGUUGUUCGAUCAGUUUGUUUUUAUUGAUCAUUCUAAUUUGUAUGUCUUUGUGUCGUUCGUGAAUUGUUAUGAUUAUUCGAAUAAAAAGACAACGAAUUUUAGUGAACUGCGUGGUAAUCAUCUUUAUAUGGUAAUGGAGAAAGGAGAUACCGAUUUGUCGACGUUUCUGAAAACAAGACGCAGUAAAAUCGAUCAUAUUUUUAUUCGAUUCUACUGGAGUGAAAUGCUGAAAUGUGUUAGUGCGAUUCACAGUAAAGGUGUUGUACAUUCCGAUCUGAAGCCGGCUAAUUUUUUGUUGAUUGGCGGUAAUUUAAAGCUGAUUGAUUUUGGAAUAGCCUCAUCGAUUCCAUCAAACAGAACGUCGAUUAUGAAGGACAGUCAAAUGGGCACUCUAUCGUACAUGCCUCCGGAAGCGCUGGCCGCAUCUACCUCUUUGGAUGGCAACAAUAGAGAGGUUUAUAAGGUACAACGUAAAUCAGACGUGUGGUCACUUGGAUGCAUAUUGUAUAAUAUGGUGUAUGGCCGAACACCUUACCAGCAGUUUGUGAGUUAUGUGCAGAAGAUCAAUGCGAUCGUCAAUAUAGAUAUAGAAUUUGAGCAAAUUGACGACCCGGACUUGUUGGAUGUGAUGAGGAAGUGUCUCGAAAAAGACCCGGCAAAGCGUGCAACUGUGGAAGAAUUGCAACAACAUCCGUAUCUGAAAAAAGGUACGGAAUCGUUGGAUGAAUCGUUGGUGUAUAAAGAUGAGAAUUAUUUGUUGAAAAUAGCCGAAGAUUUGAGAAGUUGUACACCGAGGACGUCUGCGCGCAAAUUGAGACGUUUAAUGCAGCAAAAACGAAGUGGAGCUUCGGUGGAUGGGUAA